Calliphora vicina (urban bluebottle blowfly) is the source of this 2758-nucleotide messenger RNA. It is a transcript of the gene sotv, whose product is annotated as exostosin glycosyltransferase sotv. Gene Ontology annotation, molecular function: glycosyltransferase activity. The transcript is spliced from 3 exons. The record is from RefSeq and is a predicted model, not a curated record. Gene Ontology annotation, cellular component: membrane. The coding region runs from base 134 to 2251 and encodes 705 amino acids. Lineage: Eukaryota; Metazoa; Arthropoda; Insecta; Diptera; Calliphoridae.
GUGAUUUUUGUUGUUGCUGAAAGUAAAUAUUUAAAAAUGUUGGUGUGGAAGUAUAAAUAAAUGGUUGCUUCUCUAUGUAUAUAUAUAAUUUGGCCAUUAAAAGAAGCAACUAAAAUUUAGUUACUAAAUCAAUAUGAUUAAUAAAUUUGCGCUCAUACGCAAUGAGUGUCAACAAAAUAUAUAUGUUAUAUUAUUAAUAUCAGCCAUUGUAUUAAGUGGUCUGUCUGUGUAUAAUGUUAUCUACAAAUCUCAGCGUUUAAAAAGUGAUUUGAGAAACUUUAACCGGAUAUCAUUGGAUUUUAACGACAUCACAGAGGUGAGAUUGCCCGAAAGCGCUGAUAGAUCAAAGGUGCGUCGCUCAAAUUGUUCGAUAUGGACUUGUGUGGACCCAUAUCGAUGUGGGCACGAUCGGAUUAGCAUUUAUGUUUACCCCUUAGUGGAGUACGCUGAUGCGAGUUCUGGUGUGGAAGCCGCCCCGUUAACGCAGGAAUUUUACCAAAUAUUGCGUACCAUAGUCAAGAGUCCAUAUUACACCUCAAACCCUAAUCAGGCAUGCCUGUUUGUACCGAGUAUCGAUUUGAUAAAUCAAAAUAGUGUAAACAUUGAUUUGGUAAAUAGGGCACUGGCUUCGUUAGAAUACUGGAAUGAUGGCCAAAAUCACGUGUUGUUCAAUAUGCUAGCUGGAUCUUAUCCCACGUUCAACACUGUUAUUGAUGUAAACACGGACAAUGCUAUGGUUGUGGGAGCUGGUUUUGAUUCAUGGUCGUAUAGACGAGGCUUUGAUGUUUCUAUUCCAGUCUGGAGUCCGUUGUUGCGAAAUCACCCAACUGCUCGAAGUACACCAUCAGGGGAAUAUUCAUUAGUGGUAACGCAACUUAAUAUUUUACCAAAACUAUUGUGGACAAUACGAAGUGUAUUGGAUGAGUAUCCAACUGACAUUUUAUUGCUGCAACAGUGCGGUGAUAAAGCAAUCCGUACUGAACGUUGUUUAGCGGGUAGUAAUGAGAAUAAAUUCGAAUAUCCUGAAGUUUUAUCAAAAGGUACAUUCUGUUUAUUGGGGGUUGGCGUAAGACUAGGACAACCGGACCUAUUGGAAAUGUUGGCUUUUAACUGUAUUCCAAUAAUUGUAGUUGACAGCUACAUUUUACCAUUUGAAGACGUGAUUGAUUGGUCGUUGGCAUCCAUAAGGAUACGCGAACCAGAUUUACACCUGAUAAUGGAAAGAAUUAAGCGUUUAUCGUUGGACAAAAUCGAAGAGAUGAAGCGUCAGGGACGUCUACUGUACAACAACUACUUUAACGGAAUUCGAGCUCUGACACUAACAACAUUAGAAUACUUGCAAUCCCGAAUGUUUCCGCACAAUGAACGAAAUAGAAAGCAUUGGAACUUUGUGGAUAGCUCGAAUGGAGUUGCACUAAAUCCACUAUUUUUGUCGCGUGUUGUAAGUCGUUCAGAUGGAUUUACCGCUGUUAUUUUGACGUAUGAUCGUGUAGAAAGUCUUUUCAUAUUGAUAGAAAAGUUGUCUUUAGUACCUUCAUUGCAUGCGAUACUUGUCAUCUGGAAUAAUCAACAAAAAUCGCCGCCAUUACUAUCAAGUUUCCCAGCCAUUUCUAGACCAAUAAAGAUUAUACAAACCCGUAAUAACAGACUUUCAAAUCGUUUUUUCCCAUACAAGGAUAUAGAAACGGAAGCGAUAUUGACAAUUGAUGAUGACAUUAACAUGUUAACAGACGAUGAAGUAGAAUUUGGCUACGAAGUGUGGCGUGAAUUUCCUGAUAGAAUUGUGGGCUUUCCUAGUCGAUUGCAUGUAUGGGAAAAUUUAACUUCUCAUUGGCGUUAUGAGUCCGAAUGGACAAAUCAAAUUUCUAUGGUACUAACAGGUGCAGCAUUUCACCACAAAUAUUGGAGUCAUAUGUAUACACAUCGCAUGCCAGAUGUUAUAAGGGAGAUUGUAGAUAGUCGCAUGAACUGUGAGGAUAUUGCAAUGAAUUUCUUGGUAUCUAAUGUCACCAAUAAGCCACCAAUAAAAGUAACGCCUCGAAAAAAAUUUAAAUGCCCCGAAUGCGCUAAUAAUGAAAUGUUAUCUGCCGAUUUAAAUCAUAUGCGCGAACGGUCAAGAUGUAUUGAUGAAUUCUCACAUAUCUAUGGUCGAAUGCCACUACGUACUGUAGAAUUUAGAGCGGAUCCUGUCUUAUUUAAAGACAAUUUCCCAGAAAAGUUAAAAAGAUUCAGUGAUAUGGGUACCCUAUAAAGGGUAUCAUUAUACAUAAUAAAUACAUAUGUAUAAAUAACUUAAAUUUAAGUGAUUGAUAAAUACAAAUACAUAUAAACGAAUGCAUUCAAAGCACUCACGCUUUUGAACCCAGUAUAAAAAAUAUUAAAAACAAUGAAAUUCAUUAUAAAAUAUACUUUUAAGUUACCUUAAGUGAAACAUUUUGAGUUUGAGGCUUCAAAUGUUAGAAAAAGUUCAAGAAUCAUAAAAAAUACACUUCUUUGUAAUAAAAUAACGUAGCUACAUAUUUAUAUUUAGUACAUUCUUAAGUUUAAGUUUUAUCUGUUACUCUGAAUGCUUAGCAUAAAAUAUUAUUUGCCAACUUCACUAAACACUCAAAUGCUAUGUUUAAUAGUUUUCUAUUUCAUUUGCAUUCCCAAUUAAGGUUUAUUUUAUGUUUCUUAUAUUUCUAUUGUAAAAAUAUAUAUGGCCCAAGGGUUCGAUUAUUUAAAUAAAGAAUGACAUAUUAAUGUAUGCGAUAGUUAA